AUGGUUACUAUAAUCAGCACCAUGGAAACCCAGGUGUCCAACGGUCCAAGCGGAACCAGUCUGCCAAACGGUCCAGUCAUCAGCACCAACGGCUCCACGGACGACAGCAAAACCAACCUGAUCGUCAACUAUCUGCCUCAGAACAUGACCCAGGAAGAGUUCAAAAGUUUGUUUGGUAGCAUUGGAGAGAUUGAGUCCUGCAAGCUAGUUAGAGACAAGAUAACAGGCCAGAGUUUGGGAUAUGGAUUUGUAAACUACGUGGAUCCAAAUGAUGCAGACAAGGCCAUCAACACACUCAAUGGUCUAAAACUACAAACUAAAACAAUCAAGGUAUCAUAUGCCCGGCCAAGUUCGGCUUCUAUUCGUGAUGCCAACCUUUAUGUGAGUGGACUCCCCAAGACCAUGAGCCAGAAAGACAUGGAACAGCUGUUCUCCCAAUACGGUCGUAUCAUCACAUCCCGCAUCCUAGUGGACCAAGUUACAGCAGGCAUAUCACGAGGAGUGGGCUUCAUCCGGUUUGACAAGCGAAAUGAAGCAGAGGAGGCCAUCAAAGGUCUGAAUGGACAAAAGCCUUUGGGUGCUGCUGAGCCCAUCACUGUCAAGUUUGCCAACAACCCCAGCCAGAAGACAGGCCAGGCCUUACUGACUCAGCUGUAUCAGACUGCUGCCCGCCGCUACACGGGACCCCUGCACCACCAGACUCAGCGUUUCAGACUCGACAAUUUACUAAACGCCAGCUACGGAGUCAAGAGCUCUCCUACUCUCUUCCCCAGAUUCUCACCCAUCACCAUUGACAGCAUGACCAGCCUGGCCGGGGUCAACCUUACUGGUCCAACUGGAGCCGGCUGGUGCAUCUUUGUGUACAACCUGUCCCCCGAGGCGGACGAGAGCGUCCUGUGGCAGCUCUUUGGGCCUUUCGGCGCUGUCACCAAUGUCAAGGUCAUCCGUGACUUCACCACCAACAAAUGUAAGGGCUUUGGCUUUGUCACCAUGACCAACUACGAUGAAGCCGCUAUGGCCAUUGCUAGUCUUAAUGGCUACCGCCUGGGUGACCGCGUGCUGCAGGUUUCCUUCAAGACCAGCAAGCAACACAAGGCCUGA
Molecule: messenger RNA, 1101 nt
Organism: Toxotes jaculatrix (banded archerfish)
Lineage: Eukaryota; Metazoa; Chordata; Actinopteri; Toxotidae
Gene: elavl3
Product: ELAV like neuron-specific RNA binding protein 3
Exons: 7
Coding region: 1-1101 (366 amino acids)
Cellular component (GO): ribonucleoprotein complex
Molecular function (GO): RNA binding
Source: RefSeq, a predicted model, not a curated record